Molecule: messenger RNA, 465 nt
Organism: Aureobasidium namibiae CBS 147.97
Lineage: Eukaryota; Fungi; Ascomycota; Dothideomycetes; Dothideales; Saccotheciaceae
Exons: 3
Coding region: 1-465 (154 amino acids)
Source: RefSeq, a predicted model, not a curated record
AUGUGCUCAAUCGUUUCUGACGCAAUCAAGAACUUCGAGAAUCAAGGCGAGAAAGAGAAACUUGCUAACGAUGCUCUUGAUAUGAUGAUGGAGCUUGCUGAACAGCAGAUGGCAGCUUCUAAGCUCAAAGUAACAAACGGUAACGUCGACACGAAGCAUAUCCCUAUCGGUCAGAUUCUUUACGAGGACUGGCAAGUCCGUUGCACGGUCUCUACAGACGUGACUGCCAUCGGCGAUAUCAUCAAAGACUCGUACUCCGCCUUCGCAAAGGGUAACAUGGCCGACGGUAUCGCUAGUGUACUUGCUGGUGGUCUCAAAAUCGUCAUGGGUACCUACGUGGGCAACAAAUCUACCAGAGAAGUCUACUCAAUCACUACGGGCGACCUUGGUGGCUUGCAAAGAGCUGAUAUCAGGAUCUUCGCAUAUCGUUUCACUGCAAGCCAGUCCUUGUUGUACAAAUCCUGA